Messenger RNA from Penicillium salamii, 1041 nucleotides. The record is from the annotation of a GenBank genome assembly. Lineage: Eukaryota; Fungi; Ascomycota; Eurotiomycetes; Eurotiales; Aspergillaceae.
AUGCGGAUUGCUACCGGAAGCUCUUCCUGGGGAGAAGGACUGUUUGAUGCAGCACUUGAUGUUACAAGUAAUCAAACGUCCGUUUUUCUCGCGUUCCCGGCGUGCGAAAGCGUACGUCUUUUGAAUUCCAAUGACCAUUUGAAAGGUGCUAAAUGCAGCAGAAAGCAGGUUCGCCAUAUUGAUCGCUCCUCGAAAAUCCCGGUCAUCAAAGCCCCUUUCAUAUAUUCACAGACCGAGGAGCUCGUUUGGAAGUGGGAACAGUCAAAGCUCUGUGGCCAGAGUAUCAACACCACACUCUUUUCCACCAUGGUUCCACAAUGUCACCCACCAAACAAAGCUGAUAGCCGAGGCAAAUUCGUUUCUAUCGAAGAUAGCAUCGUUCAUGUCUUUCCUCAAGCACAGCUCACGAACCUGGAACCGCACAACUAUCAGCUUGGAAUUCUGGAGACAGCAGAUUCAGCGAACCUAAAGAUUAUCCUUCUCGGUGCGAAAAAGGAGAACCAAACGGAAAGUCUCCGGGGUAGCCUCAUUCGCCUCCGGCGUUCCCUGUUGGAGAGAGUCCGUCCUGUUUUCAAUAGCUGGUCAACUGAAUUCUGGGUAUCAGACUCGGUUGUUAUUGAUUCAAAGUUGACUGAGGAGGCCGGGUUGGUACUCAAGGCAGUGCGUCCAGAGAGCCUCGAUGAGCCAGCAUAUGUCUGUGUUGGCCUUCCAGUCACAAUCUUCGGGCCGUUAUUCAACACGCUGAUAUCGAAAUGGAACGCGAGUGCCGCUUCUUUCGAGUACUCCAACGGCUUUAUCUGGAUAUAUUCCGCAGUGGACCCGACAAACUUCAAGAUACACGCAAGUGAAUCUGAUACCUCGACCAACCAUUCAGUUUCCUCCAUGCUUAAACAAAUGAGCGGAAAAUCAUGGCUAAUUAGGGCAAAGCUCGUGUUCAGACUCGAAAGGUCGAGUAGUGAAAAAGCGGCCAUUCUAGCUGAGCUCCUAGAAGUUUCUCAUAUACAGGUCACCUCUUCUCAUAAACCCAUCACUCACUCCUAG